This is a messenger RNA of Naegleria gruberi, 1752 nucleotides long. RefSeq names its product importin alpha. The record is from RefSeq and is a predicted model, not a curated record. Gene Ontology annotation, cellular component: nucleus; cytoplasm. NCBI's taxonomy places the organism in Eukaryota, Heterolobosea, Eutetramitea, Acrasida, Naegleriidae. Gene Ontology annotation, biological process: NLS-bearing protein import into nucleus. The transcript has 2 exons. Bases 1 to 1734 code for a protein of 577 amino acids. Gene Ontology annotation, molecular function: protein binding; nuclear import signal receptor activity.
AUGUCCCAAUCACCAACAAGUGUUAUUCAGGAUGCUAAAUCUGGAAAGAAUGAAAUCCAAGCAACUUUAUUACGUCAAAGAAUGCUCAAAGUACAACAAAGAGAAAAAUUAAUUUCCAAUGUCAGACAAAGUUAUUGCUCUGAACAGAAACGAGAUGUUUGGGGAUCUUCCUCUCCAAGAAUAGAACCAAACAUAAAACCUUUACCAUCUAUUCAAGAAUCAUCAUCUGAACAACAAUCCGAAAAUAUAAUUCAAUCAGCAGUGCAAAAAUCUCGUGACUUUGUUAAAAAUUUGAACAAGAUUACAAAAAUAUCAUAUGACAAGAGAAGAAAGAGACCACCUAUUUCUAGUCAACUUCGUGAUUUAUCCAUUCUUGUUGCUAGUUUAGAUAUGGAAUGGAAUAACUUUGCAGCUAUUAUUGAAACCACUCAACGUUUUAGAAGAUUAUUGUCAAUUGAAAGAAAUCCUCCAAUUGAUGAAGUUAUUUUAUCGGGAGCAGUACCAUAUUUUGUACAAUAUUUAGAUUUGAAUGAAGUUCACAAAUACUUUAAUGUGGAUUACUCUGGAUCUUCCUCCCCUCCUCCACAAGUUUGGUCACACGAUCCAACCAAGAAAUCAAUUUCUGUAUCCAACUUGUAUCAAUUACAAUUUGAAGCAACUUGGGCCAUUACAAAUAUUGCCUCAGGUACUGCAGAUCAUACCAGAUAUGUAGUCGAAUUGGAUUGUAUUCCUAGAAUGAUUAAUCUCCUUGAUAGUGAAAGUGAAGAUUUGAGACAACAAAGUGUUUGGGCUUUGGGAAAUAUUAGUGGUGAUUCAUGCACUUUGAGAGAUUUAGUUCUCAACCAAGGAGCCAUGCCAAAAGUUUUAAAAAUGAUUCAAUCAGAAACAAGCGACAGAGUGAAGAGAGAUGCCACAUGGACCUUAUCAAAUUUAUUCAGAGGAAAGCCAGCCCCACCUUGGGAAAUUGUUUUAACUGCUAUUCCUGUUCUUGUUCACCUCCUCCAUAGUUCAGAUGAUGACGUUUUGAUUGAUGCUUGUUGGGCUAUUUCAUAUGCAUCUGAUGGGCCUACUGACAGAAUUCAAGCAAUUAUUGAAGUUGGAGCAACAAACAAACUUAUUGAGUUACUUAGUCAUCAUAAUUCUUCUAUUCAAACUCCUGCAUUAAGAGCAAUUGGUAAUAUAGUCACUGGUGAUGAUUACCAAACAUCAACAGUUUUGAGAUGUGGUCUCCUUAAUCACUUACCAAACCUUCUCACUCACCCAAAGAAGUCAAUAAGAAAAGAAGUAAUGUGGACACUUUCAAACAUUACUGCAGGUACCAGAGAUCAAAUUCAAAUGGUUAUCGAUGCUGGUAUCAUUCCAAAGAUUAUUUCAAUUCUUGUUUCUGGAUCUGAAUCGUUUGAUGUAACAAAAGAAGCCUAUUGGGCACUUGCCAAUUCAUGUGAAGGGGGCACAGAUGAACAAAUUAAGUAUAUUAUUGAUCAAGGAGUGAUUCGACCAUUUUGUGAUGGUCUUUUAGUUGGAGACCAAAAGAUUAUCCAAGUUGCUUUGGAAGGUCUUCAAGCUGUAUUGAACUCAGCCGAAAGACAAAAUAUUCUUGACGUUGUUACAAAUGCUAUUGAAGAAUAUGGAGGACUUGACAGAAUUGAAAAUCUCCAAAACCAUCAAAACACCCAAAUUUAUGAAACUUGUGUUGGCAUUUUGGAAAAAUUCUUUGCUGCUGAAGAAGAAUAAAGUUAGUUUUAUUUACAA